This is a messenger RNA of Chenopodium quinoa (quinoa), 2276 nucleotides long. Its product is annotated as sister chromatid cohesion 1 protein 2-like. Bases 164 to 2089 code for a protein of 641 amino acids. Lineage: Eukaryota; Viridiplantae; Streptophyta; Magnoliopsida; Caryophyllales; Amaranthaceae. The record is from RefSeq and is a predicted model, not a curated record. Gene Ontology annotation, cellular component: synaptonemal complex; cohesin complex. Gene Ontology annotation, molecular function: chromatin binding; protein binding. Gene Ontology annotation, biological process: replication-born double-strand break repair via sister chromatid exchange; synaptonemal complex assembly; mitotic sister chromatid cohesion. The transcript has 13 exons.
AAUUCAAAAAAGUUACUCUUUACAAUAGUAACACGAGUAGGAGUAACACCAAUAAAUAAUUUAUGCGUGGCAACAUUUUAGAGCAAGACUUCCUUUGUACACCAAUCGACCGUUUCUUUCUUCCCUCUUCCAAACUUGAAAAACCUCUCUUUUCUCUUUUCUGAUGACUGCUAUAAACCCAGUUUUACCAUUUUUGGUAAGAAAUCAGAACACCAUUUCUCCAGAAAAAAACCCAGAAGAACAAGAAGAAGAAGGAGGAGAGAGAAAUAGAACAAUGUUCUACUCACAGUGUCUUCUAUCAAGUAAAGGACCAUUGGGUGCUAUUUGGGUUGCUGGUUAUUUCUACAAACGCCUCAAAAAACGUCAAGUUACUGACACUGAUAUCAUCACUUCUGUUGAUAAAAUUGUUCUAGAAGGAUUGCCAUCUGUUACAUACAGGAUUUUGGCUUAUCUUCUCCUUGGCAUCGUGAGAAUCUACUCCAAGAAAGUCGAAUAUUUAUUUAAUGACUGUCACGAAACUGUUUCCGAUAUCAAUAGAUUCUCUGUUGGCAAAAAGGUAGUUUCCUUUAGAGAUAUUGUGCGAUCUUCUCCUUCCAUUACCCUGCCGGAGAGGUAUGAACUUGAUACUUUUCAACUGGAGGUUGCAGAUUGUGCAAGCAAGUGCAAUAUUGCACGAAAUGAAGAUAUUAGUAUUCAAGUUGGUGCAGGGAAAGAUGUUUUUUCUCAAUACUCUUUAGAUAAGCUACAAUUUGAAGAGGGCUCUUCUCUCUGGGAAGAUCUGAGUGAUGCUCAGACAUCACAAGGGGUCACUAUGCAACAGGAAACUUGGUCGUCCACUCAAACACCUGAUAAAUCAGCCUCUGAGCGAGAAACAUCUGGCCAUACUCAUACUCCUCCUGAUAAAGUUUUUUCACCUCAUCGGAUGGAAUUUAAUGGUGCAAGCUCUCCAGACCACUUGAAGGAUUUCAAAACAAGCAAGGAGAAGCUUCGAGAGUUAAGAUUUACUGAAGAAGAUGGUGUGGACUUUGAAUUGGAUGUUGAACUUCUCAAUAUGAUCAAUGAAUAUCAAGCACAAACUACUGAUAAUAUGGAUGAGGAUGCCCUAAAGAAAGAUCCAAUAGAAAAUCAAGAUUAUGUUAUAUUAAAAGAGAAGGAAGUGCCGUCUUCCACAGAGAAGACCCAUGAUUCAGAAGUUGCAAAUGCUGGAGUUACUGCUACUCCUGAGUUUAUGGUCGUGCCCACUCCUGCUAAGAAGGAGAAGAUUCAAAGACCUUGCAAAAGAAAAUGCGUGUAUGAUGAAAUUACAAUGUUGGAUAAUGAGAUAAUGAAGCGGGUCAUCAAGGGCGCAAGUGGCUUGGUAUGUAAGAAAAGGAAAGCUCCUCAUACAGUCAUCGAUUUGUGGAGGCUUCAUCGUAUUUCAGCCCUUCCAAACAGUUUUUUGGAGCCUUUGAUACCCUGCGAUGCUUUGGAACCGGAAGUCAUCUGCUGUGAAGUAAUGAAAGAAAGAACUGAACCAUCUUCAAGUCAUGCAAUCGAACCUAUUGAAAUUACCCAAGCUCCAGUAAAGCAGCAAGAUGCUGCAACUUCAAGUGCCCCCGCUGACAGUCGAUCAACAAUUGCUCCAGGAACUCCUAUUCAGUGUCCAAAUUCUGCCAGGGUUUUUGGAAGCUUCAGGGGUGCAGAUUCAGAUGGGGAAGGUGCUCACUCAUAUGAGAAUAGAAGGUUGGAGGUGUCUGUGCACGAUGGAGCGGAAGACAGUUGUGGUCCUAGUCUGUUGGCUGAGAUGAAUGAAAAUGAAGGAGAUAGUCAAGAACUCCAUAGGAACAAGAAUGGAGAAUUGUCUACUAGAACCAGAACUGUGGCGAGAUACCUGCGUCGAGUAAUCCAAAGAAAGAAGCAAGAAGGUGUAGAAGGCGUUACCCUGCUACCCAUUGUUAAACAUAAAACCAAGAGGGAAAAUGCAUUGCUGUUUUUCGAAAUACUGGCAUUGAAAACUGGCGGACUCAUAAAUGUAGUGCAAGAGAAAGCUUUCGGAGAUGUGCUUUUGCAGGAAACUCCUAAACUUGAAGAAGCUCUGAAGAAGUGCUGAUGAACUCAAUAGUGCUUAAAUAGAACUAUAGAAGUGGUAAAUAUGCCAGUUUUGCAGGAACUACAGUAGAUUAGUGAACUAGUUUCUUUUGUUGCUGCCUGCAACAAACACACCCAAGUAGAGUAUACUUUUCCUUUUUAAAAAAAUUUAAUUAUUAGAUUUUAUUAGGUGUUGUAAAUAUUUAGAA